This is a messenger RNA of Gaeumannomyces tritici R3-111a-1, 3348 nucleotides long. RefSeq lists its product as hypothetical. Lineage: Eukaryota; Fungi; Ascomycota; Sordariomycetes; Magnaporthales; Magnaporthaceae. Bases 1 to 3348 code for a protein of 1115 amino acids. The record is from RefSeq and is a predicted model, not a curated record. The transcript has 3 exons.
AUGGCGCUUUUGGCCCGCAAAAAGGGCAAGAAGCUUCUCGCCCAGCUUUUUGAGCUCCAGAAAGACGACGUCGACAUAACAAUCCCUACUUUUAUAUCCGUCAAGUUCUAUCUCAAAGACAAGCCGCGCUGCAACAACGUCCAGGUUUCGCCAAGCGGCGACGAGCCCAGCUUGGGCAUCAUCGACCGCGCUCACCUGCCCAGAUUUAUCCUUUCCCAACUCGAGGCACAAGGCAUUGCUGACGAACAUACGGAGACUGUGCAACUGUACCCAGUUCUCUCCUUCAUUCUUCUGUCACUUCCGGCUCGGCCCUUGAAAAAGACCGCCUGCUUCCCCACACUGUUCUGCUGGCACUGCUGCCACACCCGCCGGACUCGUCUCCUUUUCGGCUACCUCGACGUCGACAUGCUCUCCCGGUCAUACACGCCCGCCGAGCUUCUUGCCCUGCGAGCUUCGAGGUCCAUUGAAGGAAUCCUCACCGCCGGACGGAACGACCCCGAGCUGGCCAGCAUUAUCGUCGCUCCCAGAGAGAGAUCUGUCAAUACCCUCGGGGUUGUCGGUUCUGCGAGCACGAUGAGGCCGACCCAAAAGACCAGCAAGGAUGGCUCGUCCGCCGAGCCUGAUGAGGUGGUUUUCAAACGCCGCCUCGAGCAUCAGUUCCCGGUGAUCGACCCGGCCUGGAAGCUCCGUGGGCGAGGAGGCUCCGAGGUCGUUCCCAGCAUCGGACAGCAGUUUGACAAGCAACCAACCAAUGCUCCCGGCGAGAUAGCCUCUCAGCACCACGAGGGAUUCCAGCGCUUCUACAAGACCGUUGUGUCUCCCACUCAUGUACGGGUCACCGCAGGCGGGCGCAUCGUGCCCAACACCCGAGGCAUGCUGUCUCCCACGAUCAAACGUCCCAGGGACAAGUCGGCGUUUGAGACCGCCAAGGCCAACGGCAGUCCUGUCCAGACUCGCACCGCCCUACCUCCCUCGGCUGACUCCGAUGCCGCUCCCAAGGCCCAGCAGGCGACACAAGCUCAUAUGCGUCUCCCUCCUCCUCUCUUUGCAGCCUUCUCUCCCAGCUCGUUUGCCUCGCCCGUUCCUGGUAGUCCAAUCCAGCUCAUGGCGCCUCCCAUGAUGCCUAUCAAUCUCCCUUAUGGCACCUACCAUCAAGCCUCUCGGUCUUCGCAACCCUCCCGCAAGCCGCAAGCAAGCCCGAAGGGACCGCUGCAGGAGCUCCAGGCAAGGAAGGACGAGAACGAGGCGUCAAAGCAGCAGUCAGGCUCGCAACAGCCUGAAACCAAGGGCCCCAAGAUUUCCCCGAUCGAGCAGCUCGAUUUGACGAAACCUUACGUCGUCAAUGGCCAGCUGUUCUAUCCGGUACCCAGCGGUAACUUCCCAGCCAUGGGCGUUCCAAUGGUUGCUGGUAUUCCCGGCUUUGCGCCCCUUCACCCACAAGUUACAGGCAUGGUGCCUCACCAUCUGUCUAUGAAUCCCAUGUUCGGGGGUUUGGGCUUCCCUGGUGCCCCAGGAAUGAUCCCAGGAAUGGUCCCUGGAGCUGCACCACCCGCCGUGCAGCAGCAGCAGCAGCAGCAGCAGCGGGGUCAUGUGCAACAGAGCCAAGGUGGUUCUCUCGGUCUUCGGCCACCUUCAGCACCUUCGGGACCACCCAUCUCGUCGAUCAAGCCAAGCGAUAUCACAAAAAAGCAGAUCGAGUCUCUCAAGGCCAACCUCAAAUACCACGAGGACCAGCUGCUCUUCAACAGGCACCAGGUGGAUGAAAAGGAGAUGGAGAGGAUGGUAGAGAUGCUCCGCGGUGAAAUCAGGUUCUUCGAGACGAAGAAGGAGCGGCAGGUAGCACACGAGCUUCAACACUACCCCAAGCAGGAGUCCAGCUGCGAGAGUGACAAGGCCGAUGCCGGUUCUGACUCUCAGCCACCGAGAUCCUCCAGCGGUCAGACCUCUCUCCCUGAUCAGCAAAAAGUGGCCGCUGCCCUGGAGGGCGCGCGCAAGCCGGGAUCGCUCCGCAAGAGGGAGUCGAACCGUAUCAGGUCAGGAGAGAUCAGCACUCGCACCAACGGGCUCGCCUUUGGCUCCCCUGAUCCCAAGUGCGGCGCUGGCGCACCUGAGCCGCUCAGGAGCUCAGUCCUACCCAGUGGCGCUGCCCUGGCUCCCCCGUUCGAGCCUCGCUCAGGGCAAGUUUUCGAGGUGCCGAGGCAGCGGUCGUUGGACGACAGCUUCGCUAGUGUGGUGCUCACGGAUGAGGCUCGCAAGGCCUCAAUGGAGCGUCUGCUCUCUGCCGGCGCUGGGGCGUGGGAUCAGUUCGAGGGCACCGGAAAGCCUGAAAACAAUGCGCCGACCACAGCCAGGCCAUCCAAGGGUGCCACCAAGAAGCUCGCCACGACCUCGUCCAUGUCUUCCCAGGACAAGCCUCGCUACGAGUUGCCUUAUCUCAUCGGAACGUUGCCCCCUGGAACUGAUACCCGCACCGCCCAUGACACCGACUACAAGUACCCGCGAGCUCUCACCGAUGCAGAGACAAGGGCUCGCUACCUGUAUUGGUCCAAGGCCCCUGCAGAGUACCGGGUCGGUCUUCCGAAAUACGAUGGGCGUAACUUCUACAGGGCAUCGCCGCCGGCCACAGAUUCAAGCGAGACGGCUAUUGACGCCUCCCACACUGGUUCUGCUCAGCGAAAUCCCUCGACCUCGACCGACUCCGGUAUCUCGUUCAAGAAGCCUGCGGUGACACGCGAUCCAUUCUGCCCAUCCACGCCGAAGAAGCAGACGCCGCAAGCUCAGCCAGUGGUCACCUCGGCCUCUGCCAAUAUUGCCAACAUGACCCGGAAGCAUGGCAACUUGAGCAUGGGCGAGGUUUCUCUCAACACCGGGGCGAGGCUUCAGGGUCGUACAUCCGCCCAGAGUGCCCGGCCUGCCGACGCAGAUGUCAAAUCAAUCGAUUGUCUCGACAAGCGGUCUUCGGAGAGGCCUGGUGCUCGGCUGCUUCAAGCAAUGCUCAAGCGUGGAGCCAACCGUAGCAGCGAAGCGCUCCCAGGUGCCGUCACAUCGACCAACGCACAUGGCUAUGUUCCGCCAUUCGGCUUCUCAACCUUCUCCAUGGCUCCCCCAACCAUGGGUCCCAUUGUGGCGCAUCCUUCGGGGUCGCCCGCGCUCUCGGCCCCGAGCAAGACCUCGGACAAGAACAGCGGCAUACAGGCUACACCCAUGGAGAGGCAGGCGGAAAACCGUCCUCCUCUAGGGCAGUCGUCUCUCGAGGAGCAGUUCCGCCGGAUGGUAUCCGGCGAAACGAAGCAGCAGGCCCAGAGUUCCAUCCCUGUGGACGGCAGAACUCAAGAUGCCUGGCGAUGA